GAUGCAAUAUUAAUGAACACAGAAGCUCGCAGGCGGGUAUGGUAAGUAGCAUGACAUUUCCCGAUCAGGUGCAGAGUGGAGCCAAUCACAGCACACACUGACCCAGCUAACCAAUCACAGCUCAUUUCGUAUUUCAGAAGGCGGGCCUUCAUGUGAUACAGGAACUAUUUGAGCCGUUCAUGCCAGACUGGGGAGACAGGUGUUGUAAUAAUGUAAAACAUGUGGAAAAUAAUGUGUUUAUCAAACAACCUAGUAUGUGAGCCUGUUCUAGCACACCCCCAAAACAAAAUCAAGACUUUGUAAAAGAGCAUAAUAGGACCCCUUUAAAUGAAUUAAGUGUGCUAACCUCUUAGUCCUUUCUUUAUUAGGGCACAGCUUUUAUUCUAUAACUGGGAUGGACUUGUGCUGUUCUCUUACUGUUGCGUUUAAAGUCAUGGGGAAAAGACUAUAGAUCUGUUCCCCACUCAACUAGACAUGUCCUGGAUAAGUACUUCAAAGUAUCAAAGAACCUGUCUGUCUGUGUACUAACUCCAUGGAGACAAAUCAGACUGGUCUGCUUCAUAAAAAAAAGAGUCCCUUCUCUCUUCUCUUUUCAGUGGGGUUACAGAGAGAGAGGGCCAAAAAAACAACAGUGAGUAGUGAGUGAAAAAUGUAGCAGGGUAAUACUGUGCUGUUUAUAUAAUGCAGAUUCCAGGCGAUGAGGGGAGUUCCUCUAUAGUUCAGUGGUGGCCCAGCAGGAUAAUAUUCUGAUUACAAUGAUCUAGAUCUAGUCUGCCAAUUACAUUCAGUGCUGCAGAACUCCACAGCAUUCCUCAUAAACCAGGGCUUUGUCUCUAGGUAUGGCUGUCGUCAACAACAUUUAACUGGCUUUUAUUUUCCUACUGUGUGAACAGACACAUUCAUUUCUGCAGGCUGCUGGAACAGUAAGCAGUUUAGCAGUUGAAAACAUCACAUCUUAAAACUGAGAUGUUCAUCACUUUGAUAUUUGGUGAGGGAAGAGAGGAGAUACUGAACCUAAACUGCAAGGUUAUAAACUUCAUCCACUGUAUAAAAGAAAAAUGCAAUCUGGAUCCCCAAGAGACUGUGGACUUGAUGGACAGGACGGGAGAGCUGGUGAACUUGUCCGAGAGAGCGCAGAGCACAGACCUCAUCAGCAGUUUGCUGAAGGAGAGAGAGAGCUAUAUUCCAUUACGUGUAUCACGAGGUGAAGGCAGUGAAGUUCCAAUGUAUACUGCAGUGAAUGACUUUGGGACAAGUUACCCUGAGCUAGCAGAGAUUCUAAGAAAGCUGUCAAAUCCUUCAAAGGAGAGGGACAAAAGGGGUGGGGCAUCUAAAAGGGGAGGAGUCAGCCAACACCGCAUCAAAGCUGCUAUCAACUUUAAGAAAGCCAUCACAACACCUCGAAGCUGAAAACACUCUCUUACUAUUCCCUUGUGUUCUUUAACAAUGUUAUAAAUAUUUUAUUUAUAGGUUUUAUCAUAUACAUAAAUGUGAAGAAUAUUUUUUGUCUGUGUAUCUACACAACCAUUUGUUUGGAGGUCAGUAUGAUUAAAAAAAAAUAAAAUGAAUAAUUUUAUUCAGCAACAAUGCAUUAAAUUCAUUAAGAGAGAUAUUUAUAAUGGUACAAAAUAAUUAUAUUUUAAAUUAAUUCAGUUUUGUAAACUUUAUAUUCAAAGAAUCCACAUUCUGUUUUCAAUGUUUUCAACAUAAAAAUAAAUGUUUCUUGAGCACCAAAUAAGCAGAUUAGAAUGAUUUUUGGAGGAUCAUGUGACGCUGUGGAUUUAGGACUGAAAGAAUAAAUUCCAUUUUAAAAUAUAGUAAAAUGCAACAAUAUUUCACAAUAUCACAAAUUUUACUGUAAAUAAAUGCAUUUAUUAAAAUAAAUCUUACUGACACCACACACACACACACACACACACACACAAGCAGUAGGCUAUACACACACAGAUAUAUAUAUAUUGCAUUUCCGGUUUGAAAAUCUUGCUGUAUUUCAUCAUUAGAAAGCUGAAAAAGCAGAGGUAGGCCUA
Messenger RNA from Carassius gibelio (silver crucian carp), 2027 nucleotides. RefSeq lists its product as uncharacterized. The transcript has 5 exons. Bases 967 to 1410 code for a protein of 147 amino acids. The record is from RefSeq and is a predicted model, not a curated record. Lineage: Eukaryota; Metazoa; Chordata; Actinopteri; Cypriniformes; Cyprinidae.